AUGAGCUGGGAGGUCGCCGCAGGGAUUAUGGAAAAUUAUGUCACUGCAUUCCAGGCUAUAGUCACAAUCGCGCAUCUCAAAGAAGGAGAAACCAUCCUCAUCCACACUGGAGCAUCCGGUGUUGGGACGGCAGCCCUUCAACUAGCAAAAUUCUUGAAAGCUAAACAUAUCUUCACAACCGCAUCUUCCGACUCAAAACUCCAGUUCUUGCACAAACUCAUUCCUGAUGAUGGCCUUUUGCACACU
Messenger RNA from Acaulospora colombiana, 246 nucleotides. NCBI's taxonomy places the organism in Eukaryota, Fungi, Glomeromycota, Glomeromycetes, Diversisporales, Acaulosporaceae. The record is from the annotation of a GenBank genome assembly.